Raphanus sativus (radish) is the source of this 1238-nucleotide messenger RNA. Its product is annotated as ethylene-responsive transcription factor ESR1. The coding region runs from base 119 to 1030 and encodes 303 amino acids. Gene Ontology annotation, biological process: regulation of DNA-templated transcription. The record is from RefSeq and is a predicted model, not a curated record. Lineage: Eukaryota; Viridiplantae; Streptophyta; Magnoliopsida; Brassicales; Brassicaceae. Gene Ontology annotation, molecular function: DNA binding; DNA-binding transcription factor activity. The transcript has a single exon.
CUGUGCCUAUAAAUAGACAGAAGAAGCUCCAACACUGUCAACGUACCAAACAACCAAUCUCUCACAUCUCUCUCUACUUCUGUCCUUCAGGACACAAACCCUAAAAACAAAAACAAAAAUGGAAGAAGCCCUAAGAAAGUUCAGCGAGUCCACCCGUUCGCUCAUCACCGGUUACGAACCCGACCACAAUCUUUUGACGAGAAACUUCACCAACACAAAGCCCUUAAACCGCAAACCGGCUUCAAAAGAGACCAGAGUCACCUCCCUCGGAACCGGCAGCGCCCCGACGAGGUACCGUGGCGUUCGUCGUAGGCCGUGGGGACGUUACGCGGCGGAGAUACGUGAUCCGGCGUCAAAGGAGAGACGGUGGCUUGGAACGUUCGACACAGCUGAGGAAGCCGCCUGUGCUUACGACUGCGCAGCACGUGCGUUUCGUGGAUCAAAGGCUCGUACGAACUUUACUUAUCCUGUUGCUCUUGCUGUUCCUGUUCCCGAGCAUAGGUUCUCUUUUUUCCCGAAGAAAUCUUCCGCUCGCCCUCCUGUACCGUUGGAUCACUCUUCUACACAGGAGUUCUACGGUACACCGGCACCGCAGAAGAUUAACAACGACGCCUCGUAUUCCUCUCGCAAAACUGCGCCGUUUUACUCUUUUAACGGCUCUUCUUCUUACUCGGAGCCGAAAACGGCAAGCAUUUCGUCUUCCGCUAACGACUACGACACGGAGUUUUUCCCGCAAGAAUCUUCAGACUCUGGUCUAUUGCAAGAGGUCGUUAAAGAGUUCUUGAAGAAAAACCGCAACCAGUCACCACCGCCGCCGGUGAUCGGACAUCUAGAGAACACUGGUGAUUUGUCUGCUCUCUCUAACAGUUUCCUUCAACAGAAAACUGAGCCUAUAACAUCAAUGCUAGAAGGCUACGGAAACAACAGUCAUGCUGGUGACUUCGGUUAUUUCGACGGCGUUAGCCCCGCAGCAGACAGUGAUUUUACGUACGGAUCAGAGGCGUGGGGGUAUCAAGACAUGUUGACGUAAGGUGGUCAGAUGGGAUGUACUUGCCGUAAAUCAUGGGGAUAAACUAGUGAUAUUUCAUCAUGAUAUUAUCUAUAGUUUAAAAGUUCUUUUUUUUUUUUUCUAUUUCUAUGUUGGAUAUUAACUAAACAGUUGUUAAGUUGAAAUAGCUAUAGACUUUCAUGAUAUGUGGGUUUCUAGAUGAAGUUUACCUUUUGUAAGUCUUUCUAAU